Messenger RNA from Melitaea cinxia (Glanville fritillary), 1691 nucleotides. It is a transcript of the gene CYP49A1, whose product is annotated as probable cytochrome P450 49a1. The coding region runs from base 4 to 1524 and encodes 506 amino acids. NCBI's taxonomy places the organism in Eukaryota, Metazoa, Arthropoda, Insecta, Lepidoptera, Nymphalidae. The record is from RefSeq and is a predicted model, not a curated record. The transcript is spliced from 12 exons. Gene Ontology annotation, molecular function: iron ion binding; heme binding; oxidoreductase activity, acting on paired donors, with incorporation or reduction of molecular oxygen.
AUAAUGAAUAAAAGCUUUUUUAAAUAUAUAAAAAUGAGUGUCAAGGAGACGAUCGUUGAAACGAUUGGAUCGUUGGCGUCAGAGCUGGAAUCACUGAACCCUGUCAAGUCUUGGAAGGAGGUGCCAGGACCCAAGCCUCUCCCAUUGCUAGGAAACACUUGGAGGUUCAUACCAUAUAUUGGUGGCUAUUCCGUAGAGCACGUUGAUCAAGUAUGCCUAUCUCUACGACAGAAGUAUGGCAAGUGUGUCAAAAUGGCUGGACUUUUAGGAAGACCAGACAUGCUCUUCGUAUUCGAUGCUGGGGAAGUUGAAAGAGUUUUCAGAGGAGAAGAUGCUGCUCCACAUAGACCUUCGAUGCCUUCACUGAAUUACUACAAACACACGUUACGGAAGGAUUUCUUUAGAGAAGAGAAAGACUGUGCAGGAGUUAUAGCGGUGCACGGCGAUUCUUGGGCAGCAUUCAGAACAAAAGUAUCCCGUGUCGCAUUAAGCACUGGUGCUGCUGCUCAGUAUACAGAACAGGUUGGAGAAGUGGCUGACGCCUUUGUUAAUAGAGUACGAGAAAUAAGAAAUAGUCAAUCAGAAACGCCUGAUGAUUUCUUAAAUGAAGUUCACAAAUGGUCUCUAGAAUCUUUAGGAUUAAUAGCAUUGGAUACAAGAUUAGGAUGUUUUGAAUCAAGUGAAGGUUCAGAAAGUCAACGUUUAAUAGACGCUGUUAACACAUUCUUUCUUUGUGUGGGUGAAUUGGAGUUACGAGCACCGUGGUGGAGAAUAUAUCCUACAGCAAUGUUUAAGAAAUAUGUAGCUGCUCUGGAUACAAUAUUGAGUGUAACUCUCUCACAUGUAGAGCGAGCAUUGCAAGAAUGUAAAAAUAGUGGCAGCAAAUCUCUCUUACAAGAUUUAGUUACUGCUGCUGGUCCGAGGGUAGCUGCUGUGGCUGCACUGGAUAUGUUUCUUGUGGGAAUAGAUACGACGUCAAAUGCAGUAGCGUCAACACUGUAUCAACUAUCAAAACGACCGGAAGUCCAAGAAAAACUUUAUGAAGAAGUAACUGGUGUUUUACAAGGCCGUCCAUUAAAAGCUGGCGAUAUCUCUCAAAUGCCAUACUUAAAGGCUUGUAUAAAGGAAGUUUUAAGAAUGUACCCAGUGGUGAUUGGAAACGGUCGGCAACUAACCAAGGAUACAGUUAUAUGUGGAUACAAUAUACCCAAAGGGACUCAAGUAAUAUUCCAACAUUACGUGAUGGGAAAUAGUGAUGAAUAUUUUUCCGAUGCUUCGGAAUUUCGUCCUGAACGGUGGUUGAAUCGUUCCCCAUACAAGCAUCAUGCAUUCGCGUCCCUACCAUUCGGAUUCGGCAAACGAAUGUGUCUUGGACGGAGAUUUGCGGAAUUGGAAAUGCAUAUUAUAAUUUGUAAGAUGGUGAAUGCCUUCAAGAUGGAGUAUCACCACGAACCUCUCGAAUACCACGUCCAUCCAAUGUAUACACCGAAUGGACCUAUUAGGAUAAAACUUAUCGACCGGUGAAAUAUUUUUUCAAACAAAAAAAUUAUUUCUACAAUUUUUUCUAAUUCCUUUUGUUAUACAAUACUUACUUUAAGUAGGUCUUAUUGUAAAUAUGAAAUCAUUAUGUAUAAUGUGCUACAUUAUAUAAUAAUGUAACAAUACUUUCCUAAUAAAAUAUUUUACUAUUA